GUUACCGGUGUUCACUGAGUAGCGCUAAUCCCCUGUGCUUUUAGGAUACUACACCCGAUGAAUUGCUGUCUGCCGUUAUGACGGCUGUCCUUCAAGAUGUCAAUCUCCAUCCUGAGGCCCUGGGAGACAUCUGUGUGGGAAACGUGUUGCAGCCUGGAGCUGGCGCUUUGAUUGCAAGAGUUGCGCAGUUUCUAAGUGGUAUUCCAGAGUCGGUGCCGUGCUCAAGUGUCAACCGGCAGUGCUCCUCUGGGCUACAGGCCAUUAUCAAUAUAGCUGGUGGCAUCCGAAAUGGGUCCUAUGACAUUGGCUUGGCCUGUGGCGUGGAAACGAUGUCCCUCAGAAGUGCAAAUAACCCUGGUGAUAUCAGUUCCAGUUUGAUGGAAAACAGUAAAGCUCGAGAUUGCCUUAUUCCUAUGGGAAUAACCUCAGAAAAUGUGGCAGAGAAGUUUGGAGUUUCCCGAAAGAAGCAAGAUGCCUUUGCCUUGGCUUCCCAACAAAAAGCAGCAAAAGCUCAGCAGAUGGGGCUGUUUAAAACGGAGAUUGUUCCAGUGAAGACCACUGUUCUAGAUAAUCAGGGCAACCAAAAAACAAUCACCGUGCACCAGGAUGAAGGAAUUAGGCCCUCCACGACCCUGGAAGGCUUGGCAAAGCUGAAGCCUGCCUUCAGAGAAGAUGGUAGCACUACAGCAGGUAACGCCAGCCAGGUCAGUGAUGGAGCAGCUGCUGUUCUCCUGGCAAAACGCUCAAAAGCAGCACAGCUGGGACUCCCAGUCCUGGGGGUGCUCAGGUCCUUUGCUGUGGUUGGAGUCCCACCCGACCUUAUGGGCAUAGGACCUGCCUAUGCAAUCCCUGUAGCUGUGGAGAAGGCAGGUCUGACUCUGAAUGACAUUGAUAUAUAUGAAAUUAAUGAAGCCUUUGCAAGCCAGGCUGUGUACUGUGUUGAAAAGCUGGGCAUUCCCAUGGAGAAGGUCAACCCCCUGGGAGGAGCAAUAGCACUGGGGCACCCACUGGGCUGCACUGGUGCUCGUCAAGUGGUGACUUUGCUCAACGAAUUGAAGCGCAGAGGGAGAAGAGCCUAUGGUGUUGUGUCAAUGUGCAUUGGAACUGGCAUGGGCGCUGCAGCAGUAUUUGAGUACCCAGGAAACUAAACUCCAGUGUGCUGAUGAAACCACACAACAGCUAGUUCUCUGCCUUCACUAGUAACAGCAAAUAGUUUACACUGUGAAAUCAACUGGAUUCAGGGAUUUGUUACUAGAUCUACAAAUUUUAGGCACAAAUUAUGAAGCAGAGUAAAUCAUACAAAUCUACUAUGCAGUUGAGAAAAUACAAAAUUGGUAUUUGCUUCAGAGUUAAAAAGCAUCCUGACAUGAGAAAUUAGUUCAGCUAAAGUUCAACUACAGGCCCUUGUGUGGUGAUUAUGAAUGAAUGUUUCUAGUUUAAUCGAUCCUUUUAUUCUGUGAAUAUUAUUAGAGAGAAAUAGCUCAUGGUCCAGUGUUUUUGUAUGACAAAUUGUCUAAAAGGGUUGCUCAGAACAAAAAUAUCAGUGCACAUGAAAAGGCCUUUCCAGGGUUUUCUUGAAAGAUUUCACCAUCUUUCAAAAAGUCUAGAACCAGCUUGUUUUGAAAGCAGUGCGAAGACUUGACAUCAUUUCCUUCACAACUGUGCCUGUCCUUUCCACGUCAUAAGUUGGCUAUGUCUGAAAUUGUUGCCGUGCUGGGGGAUGUGCUGUAGCUUUUUACUUUUAACCAAGCUGCUCUGAUGCCUCCAGCAGGGGAAGAUGGAAGGACGAGAAUGUCCUACACAGGAGGUGCCUGUAAAGAACGGUUCUGCUGAAGUGCCAGGAGCCAGGAAUUUGAAGGUGGCCGUUCCAUCUUUUACAGUGUGUUUCUAGCUAUCAGCUUGUGUGACUCCAACUUAGAGGACAAGCUUAUGCUUAAUAAUAUUUACUUACCUAACACAAAACAUGUUUCAGCAUUACUCUUACUGCAGGCACUACCUGACCAUCAGUGACACCUCAGUACUUCUAAACACUAAUACAAAUGUGCAUUUCAUCUUGUAAAGUUCUCCCUUCUAUGUUCUCUCUCUUAGGAGCAGAAAGAUUACUGAAACUGAGAGCUAACAGCUCGAAAAAGAAAUGUACUCAUGGUCUUUGACAUGUUAGAAAAGUUUAAAUUUGUAACACAGACUGAGGUUCUUUGUCCUGACUCUUGUUUUUGCACUCAGUAAUACAAUUGGGUUCUUGGAAUAUAUUUGUUUUCUUUUUAUGAUGAUUGUUAGUUGAAGGUCAGGAUUAGUUAGUGCUAUGUGAUGUUCUCACAUUCCCGUGCUGUAGCCUGUUUCAUUCUCCCAGCUGUCACACAUGCUGUAUUUUAGAGCAAGAAGAUUAGAUUAUUUAGAGGUGGCAGAAAGGUAUUGGCAUCUUUGAGGGUCCUUUUUUCACACUGAAGUUCUCGUGUGUAAAAGGAGUUCUCAGUCCUAGUACAAGUCUGUUUUCAACUAGGUAGAAGGCAGCUAUUGUGCAGCUUUUGUUCUCCUCCAGUGUGGAUUGCAGCCCCUUCCUCCCCACACACACCGCCUUUAACAAAAACUUUAUAUGAUGGGAGUGGAAAACUUAAAAGGCUCAGAAGUGGGAAUUUCAGUGACCUUUAGCUAAAGUAAUACUAAAAACAUUUAAAGAGAAGCGUGAGUAAAUAGGAACCAUGUGGGGGGAAAGAAUUAAAAAGAAGAAGGAUCCCUCCCUCUGUAACUGAAGGGGAUAUUCUCAGUACCCAAGCAUGAUGAAACAUGCAGGUUGGUAAUUUUCCAAGGAGUCCAGGGAAAGUUGGCGCUUCCCCUUUUCACGUAAGGCACUGAGAAAACAGCCUGGGAAUACUGUCCUAUUCACUAAUUCUUGCUUUUUAUUAUGUGUCAGUGUCCAUUUUAAUAUCAAACAAAUAAACAAGGCAAAACAAAAACUA
Molecule: messenger RNA, 2957 nt
Organism: Athene cunicularia (burrowing owl)
Lineage: Eukaryota; Metazoa; Chordata; Aves; Strigiformes; Strigidae
Gene: ACAA1
Product: acetyl-CoA acyltransferase 1
Exons: 11
Coding region: 78-1148 (356 amino acids)
Biological process (GO): phenylacetate catabolic process; fatty acid beta-oxidation
Cellular component (GO): peroxisome
Molecular function (GO): acetyl-CoA C-acyltransferase activity
Source: RefSeq, a predicted model, not a curated record